AUGUUUGGCUGCGGAUUGCCAUGCCCAAUGCCAAUAUGUCCACAACCUAUGAUGUAUCCACAAUCUAUGAUGUGUCCACAACCAAUGGUGUGCCCACAACCAAUGAUGUGCCCACAACCAAUGAUGUGUCCAUAUGAUGUACCUGUUCCACAGCCUUAUCCUUGUCCUGUUUCUGUACCACAACCUUUUCUUCAAAAUAUGAUACAGCCUGUUGAUAUGCCUAUUCCACAUACAAUUCAGCCUGUUAUCAUACCGAGACCUUAUGGUGUGCCUUUUCCCAGGCCAGUGCCAAUACCCAUAGAAUGUCCAUGUGCUGUACCCGUGCCACAACCUAUACCUAUACCAGUACCAGUAGAACGCCAAUGUCCUGUACCUGUUCCACACCCUAUACCUGUUCCACACCCUGUACCUGUUCCACAGCCUGUACCAGUUCCGGUAGAGACUCCAUGUCCGGUACCUGUUCCAGUGUGUGUACCAGUCCCACAACCAUGUCCAGUAGCUCAACCUAUUAUAAUACGAGAGCCAGUAUGUGUUCCUGUACCAGUACCAGUACCUAUGCAAACACCUCAACAAUACCAAUUCCGUAUGCAGGAGUAUUAUGCUCCUCCAUGCUGUUAUCCACAAGAAGAUUGUAUUGACGAACCUAUAUAUAUAAAACGUCGUCACCGUCGUCAUCGACGGCGAUGUAGAUCAGUUACACCGAUUCCAGAUCAAUUGCCACCAAUCAUUAUUCCAUUUCCAGUGCCAGAACCAGCACCUCCACAACUUCAAAUAACUGAAUAUGUUCAAGAUAUUUAUCCACCAGCACAAUUUUAUACUGAUCAAGUACCUGUAGGUUAUGUUGCCAAAAAUACAAUAUUUCAAAAACCUGGUCAAAUUCAAAAAACAGAAUCACUUGAUUGUCAACCAGGAAUUAUUCUACCACCAUCUCCAUGUAUACAAUCACAACAACAAGUCAUACAAAAAAUACCAAGUGGUCAAUGUGUUCAACAGCAAAUCAUACAACAAUUACCAAAUGGUCAAUGUGUUCAACGACCACUUAGUAUAUGUGGUGGUGGCUUUCAAACUGUUAUAGCACCACAACAACCUAUUGUUUCUCCAUCCAAUUCAAUUGGUCUGAUGAAUUCUUGUCCGUCUGGUGCACAAUGGAUUUCUUAA
This is a messenger RNA of Rotaria sp. Silwood2, 1158 nucleotides long. The record is from the annotation of a GenBank genome assembly. NCBI's taxonomy places the organism in Eukaryota, Metazoa, Rotifera, Eurotatoria, Philodinida, Philodinidae.